UGACAUUAUACCCGCAUACAAAGAUGAUUGCAAAAUUUAAUGUUUUUGUGUUAUAAAAGAAUGAAAAUGUAGAAUUUUGCCGUCAGUUUAGUCAAAAUGUGCUCCCGAGGGUUGCUUGGUGUUUUUUAUAUUUUUGUUUUUGUACAAACUGUCGUGCCUGACGCAGGAUUCUCGAGACAAAAAAGAUGUAUAGUGAUCCAGAAACAGUCAGGAACGCACGGAGACAGCGCAGAGGGAGACGGAGACGACGACUACCGUCGUCCGCAGCCGAAGGCACCCAUGACUGACCGGUUGAGGAAACAGGACAAAAUAUACGAGGCUGAAGAGAUAUCACCCGAGUUCCAGAGGUUAAGAAAACGCUUCGACAGGCUCAAAUUGAAGAAACCAAACAAGUUUUCAAUAUUUUAAAAUAAUUUAAAGUAUAAUAAUAUAAAAAAAAAUUAAAAAACUCCUACGCAUUCCUCUUCAAACUAUAAUAUAUUUCAAACUCGAAGGGUAGCAUGAUACCUGUCAUUUCAAUAAAAUUUUGCGAGAUUUGGCGUUUUUAGGUGAUAAAUUAUAAUAAUUAUGGAGAUGACAGGUGAGGUUGAAAAAUAUUAUGGGCGCGAUUCGGGAAAUGAAUUAGAGAUUCACUAGAUAUGAAAUAGUAAAGAUAUGUGACGUUCCACAGCAAAAGGUACCUUAUGGCGGCUGGUGCUUACGUCGCAUAGCGCUGCAAUAAUAUUGAAGGGGCGUAAGCGCCAGCCGCCAUAAGGUACCUUUUGCCGUGGAACGUCACAUAUCUUUACUAUAGAUGGUCAAGCAAAUCUUGUCAGUAUAAAAAGGCGGGAAAUUAAAAUUUUCUAUGAGACGAUAUCCCUUCGCGCCUACAUUUUUCAAAUUUGCCGCCUUUUUCUACUGACAAGAUCUGCUUGACCAGCUAUAGUGAAUCUCUAAUUCAUUUCCCGAAUCGCGCCGUGUAGCGUUAUCCCGGCCUAGCGCCAGGGUCCGGUUCCUACUCAAUCUCCUACACUUCGCCCGGUCUUCGGCAUCCCCGGGUGUGAGAUUGUUCUCUUCCGUGUCCGCUAUCACGACGUCCAGCCAGCGCUUCUUAUAUCUAAGGAUGAAUACUUUAUGGAAUCGUCAUAUUUCGUGUCCCCGAGCUACCUAUAAAAAAAUGUUCUUACCACAUUUGACCUUACCAAUUAUAAAAUGUAACUACCUAAAUAUGGGUCAUUAUAUAUUCCAAAGAUAUUAUAUAGAAUGACGUAAAUACUAUUAGCGCGCAGAUUGCGGGCAUCUUUCUCCAUCUAAUUGCGCUUUCAAUUGGAGUAAAAGAGAAAAAUGCCCGUAAUUAGCGAACUUCGCUGUUCACGGUAGGAGGCCCUUUAAAAAGUUUAAUAGUCUGUAUCUUUAGGUAGGUAUUUAAAUAAAAGUAAACAAUUUGUAAAUUUUCGGGUAGUUAUAACAUUUAUUGGUUAACCAACCAAAUACAAAAUCGCCUUGAUCUGUCACUGAACGACCUGACUUUAACCUACAUUA
Messenger RNA from Cydia splendana, 1521 nucleotides. RefSeq lists its product as uncharacterized. Bases 97 to 408 code for a protein of 103 amino acids. The record is from RefSeq and is a predicted model, not a curated record. The transcript has 4 exons. Lineage: Eukaryota; Metazoa; Arthropoda; Insecta; Lepidoptera; Tortricidae.